AUGCCAUCGCCUUCACAGUACAUCUUCGGCCUUCAAGCCGCCCCCUUGUUAGCCAGUGGCGUCUUCACCAUGAUAUGGCCAGAAAGUCUGCCCGAUCCAGCCUUUGCAGGUCUCAGCAAUGGCACAAUUCAUGCGAUUGGUGGUGGUGAAUGGGCAAAGGUUGCACCUUUUGAGGCUGUUAUGGGGCUUUUAACCGCUGCCGGUCUGUAUUGGGAUUGGACUUUGAAGCGCUCUAAGAGUAAGAGGGAGUGA
Messenger RNA from Penicillium atrosanguineum, 252 nucleotides. RefSeq lists its product as uncharacterized. Bases 1 to 252 code for a protein of 83 amino acids. The record is from RefSeq and is a predicted model, not a curated record. The transcript has 2 exons. NCBI's taxonomy places the organism in Eukaryota, Fungi, Ascomycota, Eurotiomycetes, Eurotiales, Aspergillaceae.